This is a messenger RNA of Durio zibethinus, 1868 nucleotides long. RefSeq names its product anthocyanidin 3-O-glucosyltransferase 5-like. Gene Ontology annotation, molecular function: UDP-glycosyltransferase activity. Lineage: Eukaryota; Viridiplantae; Streptophyta; Magnoliopsida; Malvales; Malvaceae. The record is from RefSeq and is a predicted model, not a curated record.
CUCUCCACCGUUAAUGCCAUUUUCAUAAGAUAUUUCGCACAAUCUGUCACCACCCACCAUAAAUCAUCGUAUUUUGGAACUUGUGCAACCCUGAAAAGAAAUCUGGAUUCAAAGACUCACCUUCAUGACUUUAGGCUUAUGACAAUUAUUCAUUUUAGCUAUAUGCUUUUACCACUUUACAUUUUCCUCUGAUUCUCUUACUUUUGCUUAGUUUCAGAUAUGGAGGGCGCAAAGGCCAAACCUCACGCAGUGAUAUUAUCAAGCCCUGGCCUAGGUCAUCUUAUCCCGGUCCUGGAACUUGGAAGGCACCUGGUUACUGCCCAUGAUUCCAAGGUAACGAUCUUUGUUGUUUCCUCAGGAACAUCAGCGGCAGAGUCACAGGUCAUUGAGUCAUCCAUGAGCCUGAAGCUCUGUGAAGUCAUCGUGCUCCCACCACCCAAUAUCUCUGACCUUGUUGAUGCUGACGCUGCUGUGUUUACACGAAUAGCAGUUCUUAUGCGGGAAAUUAGACCAGCUUUUUCAUCUGCUAUGUCUUCUUUGAGAUUCCCUCCAACUGUUCUCAUAGUUGAUUUCUUCGGAAAUGAAUCUUUAGAGAUCGCUGAUGAAUUUAAAAUUCCAAAGUUCGUUUAUGUCCCAUCGCAUGCAUGGUUUCUUGCGCUGACUAUAUAUCUUCCAAUAUUACAUGAGGCUGUGAACGGAGAGUAUGUUGAUGAAAAGGAAGGUCUGUUUAUCCCUGGAUGCAGGCCAGUUCAACCUGAAGAAGUAGUCGAUCCAAUGCUGUCCCGAUCUGAUCAGCAGUACUUAGAAUAUUUAAGUAUGGCCAUCAAAAUUUCGAAGUCUGAUGGGAUUUUGGUUAACACAUGGGAGGAACUGGAGCCUGCAACGCUUGCUGCUUUAAGGGAUGAUAAGCUCUGGGGUCGUAUCAGCAAGGCACCAAUCUAUCCAGUUGGGCCAAUAACAAAACAAACCAGACCAAUUGACUCAAACAAAAAGUUAUUUGAGUGGUUAGACAAGCAACCGAGUGAAUCUGUGCUUUUCGUAUCAUUUGGAAGUGGAGGGGUGCUGUCAAAGGAGCAAAUGAGGGAGUUGGCUUGGGGUUUAGAGCUAAGCCAACAGAGGUUCAUUUGGGUAGUUAGAACACCGGCUGUAAAAUCCGGUGAUGGGUCAUUUUUCACAGUUGGAAAUGGCAACAAUGACAUACCAAGCUAUUUGCCCGAAGGAUUCUUGGACCGGACCAAUAAUGUUGGGUUGGUAAUCUCAGAUUGGGCUCCACAAGUAGAAAUUUUAAGCCAUUCAGCUGUUGGGGGAUUUUUCUCCCAUUGUGGGUGGAAUUCAACCUUAGAAAGUAUCAUUAAUGAAGUGCCCUUAAUAGCUUGGCCCCUAUAUGCAGAGCAGAAAAUGAGUGCUACAUUGUUGGUAGAAGAUCUGAGAAUAGCUCUGCGAUCGAAAACAUUGCCAUCAAAGGGAAUUGUGGAGAGGGAGGAGAUAAAAAUGUUGGUGAAAAGGAUUAUGGUGGAUGAGGAAGGGCAUGCAAUCAGGGCUAGAGUCAAGGAACUAAAAUUGAGUGCAAAAAAAGCUUGGAAUGAGAAUGGUUCUUCUAAAGCACUGGCUCAAGUAUUGUGUUAAUGUUUUCUGUAUCAGUUUAGUUGUAUUUGCAUUUGUCUCUCAAAAAAAUUGUACUACCCCUUAUGUAUGAGACGAAUAGUCCACUUUAUUUUAAUUUUGAUUUAGCCUAGCUAGCCCAUUGCGUAGAAAUUUAGAACCUAAAUUAACCCAUUAAUUUCAAUUCUCCAGCCAGUUAUAAGAAUUUCAGGGGAAGGGAAUGCCUAACCCAAAUAUAUAGCCAAACAUAAAGUUAGCCACUGAAA